This is a messenger RNA of Leucoraja erinaceus (little skate), 4943 nucleotides long. RefSeq names its product R3H domain-containing protein 1-like. Gene Ontology annotation, molecular function: nucleic acid binding. NCBI's taxonomy places the organism in Eukaryota, Metazoa, Chordata, Chondrichthyes, Rajiformes, Rajidae. Bases 706 to 4047 code for a protein of 1113 amino acids. The record is from RefSeq and is a predicted model, not a curated record. The transcript is spliced from 28 exons.
ACGGACUGAAUAAAGGAUUCGCGGAAGCGACGUUUGGGUUAAAUUAGCCCGAUGGCCUAGUCUCCCUCUCCCCAAUAGGCCGCAGUAGCAGCUCGUGUACUUGGGGGAUGCAGUAACCACGGGGGGAUUCGAACAGACAGUACGUGCGCAUUAUUGCCAGGCAGGAUGCUACAUUGCUUCAGUCUUGCUGCAACGUUCUUGGAGAUUUUAGAUAUAUCGCAUGUGUGUAUCCAUAUAGCUGUCGGAGCGUACGACAUGUUGAAAUCGGGUAUUUGGGAAUGAUUUGCCUGAUCAGUAGGAGGAGGAUUCGGACCAGGACUCCACACUGUUGAUAAGGACAUGGGACUCUCCUUGCCAGCUUCCAUCAGGUUCAAUACAAUUGACAUCUUCAUCAGCAGCACUAAGGAGGAACCUUGGUUUGGUUUAUUACCUAGUUACAGAAGCAUUGCUGGCAAAAGCCGAAGGUGGACAUAGAAAAUCGCAUUGCACUAUUGAAAGAGCAGGGAGUUCUGGUAUCCUGGUCAACGUUAUUUCCCUCCUCAAACAUCGCCAAAACAGUAAACGGCCAGUCAUCACAUUUGCUGAUUGUGUACAACAACAUCCCACAAUGUGGAUGUCACACUUGUCUCCAAAACAGUGAAGCACUUUAGAAGUCCUGAGGGCAUGGUAUCCCAUUUUUAGUAGAAUUCAGAGUGAACUUAUUCAAUGACAAUGUCUGAUAAUAGUAUUGUAAAAGAAGAAGCUGAAGCAAUGAGGGCUAAAGAGAGCACCUUUAAGCAGACAUCAAUAACCGAAAACCUAGUCAAAUCAGAAAGCCAUGAAUCAAAGGCAAUGGAAAAGGAUGAAGGCUGUACAGAUAGGAGAAUUGAUUCUCAGAGACAAAUACAAAGUCUUGGACAGCAUGGAGAAAGGUCCAAGUCGAAUUCAAAGUUAAAGCUAGUGCGGAGCCUGGCUGUGUGUGACGAGUCCUCUCCUCCGCCCACAGCUGAUGUUCCACAGGAGAAUCAGGAUAAAAUUCAACUACAAUUAACACAAACAUUUGAUAAGGAAGAGCAACUUGCGAAUGAUGAAGCUGAAAAGGAAGAGUGCACAGACAAACCAGAAAAAACACAUAAAAAAAUGUUAUCAAGAGAUUCCAGCCAAGAAUAUACAGAUUCCACUGGAAUUGAUCUGCAUGAAUUUUUAGUAAAUACUUUGAAAAAUAAUCCCAGGGAUAGAAUGAUGUUGCUGAAGUUAGAGCAAGAAAUUCUGGAUUUUAUCAGUAAUAACAAUAUUCAAUAUAGGAAGUUUCCCCCUAUGACCUCCUAUCACAGGAUGUUGUUGCACAGAGUGGCUGCAUACUUUGGCUUGGAUCAUAAUGUUGACCAAACAGGAAAAGCUGUGAUUGUAAACAAAACUAGUAACACAAGAAUACCUGAUCAGAAGUUUUGUGAACAUAUAAAAGAUGAGACAGUUGAUGAUUUUCAGAAGAGGUAUAUUCUUAAACGAGAUAACUCGAGCAUUGAUAAAGAUGAUAACCAAAUACGUAUCAGAUUGCGGCAUGAUAGAAGAAGCAAAUCAAUAGAGGAGAGGGAAGAGGAAUAUCAGCGGGUCAGAGAUAGGAUAUUUUCUCAAGAUUUGUCAUUUUCCCAGGAUAAUUACUUUACUGAUAAAAGAUCUCCCGAAGAAGAAGCUGCUAACAGCACCCAACAAAGACGUCAGAUAUUUAGAGGAAAUAAGGAUGGCACAGGGAGAUCCUCCAAUAGUUGGCAGAGCAGUACUGAAAAUGAACAUAAGUGGUCAGAGCCACGUCCGUGGAGUAGUACAGAUUCGGAUAGCUCCAACCGCAACCUGAAACCUGCGAUGACGAAAGCUAGCAGCUUCAGUGGAAUUUCUGUAUUGGCAAGAGGUGAUAGCUCUGGUAGCAGCAAAAGUACAGGCAGGCUUUCAAAAACAGGUUCAGAAUCUUCUAGUAGUGUAGGGUCAUCCACUGGUUCCCUUUCUCGCACCCAUCAACCUCUUCCAGUCACAGCUAUGAGCCAGACUCAUGGUGUGCCAGCCGUCUAUUCAGCUGUCAACACUAGUAAUUCUCUUACCUUUGAUGGUGGCAUGAGUGGGCAAGUGAUUCCUACUAGCACUAGCUUCUUUUUGCUUCCCUUGGAAGCUGCAGGCAUACCACCUGGCAGUAUUCUCGUGAACCCUCAAACAGGACAGCCUUUCAUGAAUCCAGAUGGUACAACAGUAUUGUUUAAUCCCCCACCUGUCCAGCAGCCUGUGAGAAACCCUAUGGCUGAUCCUGCACAGCAAACACAGCCGACUUGUCCACAGCAGCAGCAAGUACCAAAUCAGAUCCUUUCCCAGCCAAUUCGGGCUCUGCAGUCUUCCUCACAGCCUAUCCAGUACUCUGCGGUCUCUUACCCACCUCAGCUCCUGCCAGUAUCACCUACCCAGCAAUACACUGUGCAAGAAAGCAUUGGUGCUCAGUUUAGUCAGAUGAGCCUUGGCCGUCAGCCAUCUGCUGAAGUUCCGGAUGCCCAUACUGCCAUAUUCCCAUCAUCAGUUGUACUUCAGCCACAGCAACAGCCUGGCUUUAUCAUGGCAUCCCCAGGACAACCCCUUUCUACACCUGGCUAUUCUGCCUCCGGUGCAUCAGUUAGUCAGCAAGUGCUUCAACAACAGGGAUAUGUGCAGCAGCCGAUUCAGCAGCUGCCUAGCUGCUUCUGUGCUCCAGGUCAGUACCCCCAUUCCAAUCAGCAGUAUCGGCCACUUACCCCUGUCCAUUUUAACACCCAACAGAAUCAGCCACUGUCUCAAACUACCCCUCAAACAGGUUUUCAAACUGUGAUGUCAAGUCAGCAGCAAAGCUACCAAGGAUUGGUUGGUGUUCAGGCUCAAAAUCAAAAUGUUAUGAGUGGCCAACAUAGUGGUAUGAGCAAUCAGAUGCAAGGCAUGAUGGUUCAGUUUCCUUCGGUGCAAUCCUAUCAGAUUUCAUUGACUGCAGGCUCACAAGGAAUGAGUCAGCAGCCCUAUCAACAGACAAUUUUAAUCCCAAAUCAAUCAAGUCAAGGGUCUUUACCUUCUGCAGGAAUGCCUGUCUAUUACAGUGUUAUCCCACCAAGUCACCAAAAUAAUAUGAGUUCAUCGGCAGGUUAUUUGCAGCCUCCAGGAGCAGACCAGAUACAGUUCCCUCGCCCAUCUUCCCCAUGUAGUUCUCAGUUACAAAGCCAGCAGUGUGCAGCUGUUGUUUCACCACAUGGCAGUGGGAUGCUCAUGAUGCAGCUUAGCAUUCCGAACAACCCUCAUCCGCGGAAUCAUUCUCCACCUCAGUGGAAACAAAGUAAAUAUUUCAGUAUGGACCAGAGAGGACACAAAUCUGCAGAAUUUAACAGCCCAGAGAUUACCACACAGAACAGUCCACAACUGAGUAGUCCUGCUGUAUCACCAGCCCAGUCUCCAGCACCACCACCAAUGGCAACUUUAAAAAAUGUCCGGACUGGAUUAGGCCCUCUCCCAAUCAUGGCACAGUUUCCACGAUCUAUGGUCCCUGGACAAGGAGAUGGACGCUACCCUUUGCUGGGCCAGCCUUUGCAAUAUAAUGCACCAAUCCGCCCUCUUAUCCAGGGACCACAUAUAGUCUCAACACAGCAGGGUCAGAAUUUGAAUAGACAUGGUGGAAGAGGAAAGAAACAGACUAGGAAAGCAGCAUCAACAGAUCUUGGUGCAGGAGAACCAGUUGUCAGCAGAAUCUUGGAGGUGACUGACCUUCCAGAAGGAAUUAGUCGUACAGAAGCUGAUAAGCUUUUAAGUGAACUCUUUAAAGCUGGUGCUAAGAUUCGAUGGCUACGAGAUACUCAACCACAUUGUGGUGGUGGUGAUAGUAAUGCAAACACAGAACAUUCAAAAUCUUCCAGUGACUUGGCAUCCAUGUACACAAUCUUAGCGAUGUUUCCUUCAAAACUGGCUGCUCAGAAUGCAUUAUUGAAACAAAAUAACUCAAACAGAUUUAAACUGAGAUCAAGCAAGAAGCACUACGAUUUUCACAUAAUGGAAAGGGCUAGUUCUCAGUAGUUUACACUGCACUGGACUUGCAGUUUCUUCCAUUUAUCUCCCUCCUGAAUUGGACGUGUAUAAUGGUUUCUGUUGAUAUAUAGACUUCUGGAACGUGGUGUUUUACAAUAUAACAAUUGAAGAAAACCAGUGAUCCACCAAAAAGGCUGAGUUUCCUAAUUUAUGUUCACCGUUGUCACAACAAAGUAUCUGAGCAUAUCACAAAGCUGUGUCUUUAUAUGGAGAAUGCUGUAGAAUCACAGUACAAAUUUUAUAGCCCUUUUGUUUAUAUUUGUGAAUCUUGUAUCCAAUCGAGAGCUCCAUUGUACAGCAACUCUUACAUGAAUGCCAUCAGCCAGUAAUUACUUGAUUUGACAGGUUUCGACCCCAGCAGAGCCAACGUAAUGUGAGCUUGCUUAAAAAAAAACCCAAAGUAUAUUAAUUUGGAGAAGCCCAGGUAGUCUGUGGGAAUUAAGUAGUUGGUUAUCUUUCUCAGCUGAUCAUCAGUGAUCUACAAAGAUGAAUGUGUGAAAAUAAUGCCUUUUGAAUGCAGACUGAAGAUUUUGCGAUUGGCAUCCUGGAUUCAAUCAGUUUUAAACUUAGACCCCAAUGCCCUAUUUUAGGUCAACUUUAUACUAAUUGGGCUCCAAUUUACUUGUGUGGACAUUCCUCUUUUUGUUAUGAAGCUCCAGAUGCAAUUUUUGUGUUUUUUUUUUAAAUGCUGGACAUUUGUUAGAUGUUUGUGUUUUAAGUUCACCUAAUAUUGAGGAUCACUGGACAUCAACAGAAUUGUUGCUUUAUUGCCAAACAAACCUAUCAUUUCUUUUUGGUUGUGUGUAAAUCCUGCCAGGCUGUACAAUGUGUGCUGAUGCAAGUUUAUUUCCCCCCCUUUUUCAGUUCAAGGAAAAAAAAAUAAA